Molecule: messenger RNA, 1335 nt
Organism: Aspergillus melleus
Lineage: Eukaryota; Fungi; Ascomycota; Eurotiomycetes; Eurotiales; Aspergillaceae
Gene: WRS1
Product: tryptophan--tRNA ligase WRS1
Exons: 4
Coding region: 1-1335 (444 amino acids)
Biological process (GO): tryptophanyl-tRNA aminoacylation
Cellular component (GO): cytoplasm
Molecular function (GO): ATP binding; tryptophan-tRNA ligase activity
Source: RefSeq, a predicted model, not a curated record
AUGGCCGAAGAAACCGCACCGGCACCAACUGCCCGGGACCAGGACAUCAAUCCCUGGUCUGUUGACGGUGGGCAGGAUGAGAACGGCGAAGCCAUCUCGAUCGAUUACCUGGCCCUCUCUCAAAAAUGGAACACCUCCACCAUCGACCACGAGCUCCUGGAGCGAUUCGAACGGGUGACCGGACACAAGCCGCACCGCUGGCUGCGACGAGGCCUGUUCUUCAGCCACCGCGACUUCGACAAGAUCCUGACGCGCUAUGAGCACGGCGAGCCCUUCUUCCUCUACACCGGCCGCGGGCCCAGCACCGGCAGUCUGCACCUGGGACACACCAUCCCGCUGCAAUUCACGAAAUGGCUGCAGGAUGUGUUCGACGUGCCGUUGGUCUUCAUGUUGACGGACGAUGAAAAGGCCCUGUUCAAGGACAGCAUUGGCUUCGAGGAGGCCAUGCACUACGCUAUGGAGAAUGCCCGCGACAUCAUUGCCCUCGGCUUCGACGUUAAGAAGACCUUCAUCUAUAGCGAUCUGAAGUACAUCUCGAACCAUUUCCUCAUGAACGCUUGGGAGUUCGGAAAGUUGGUUACUUUUAACCAGGUCCGUGGGGCGUUUGGUUUCAAUGAAAGUACCAACAUCGGCCGCAUCUUCUUCCCCUCCGUCCAGUGCGUCGCCGCCUUCGCCACCUCCUACCCCGAGAUCUGGUCCGACGAGCCCCAGGCCAACCGGAACCAGAAGAUCGCCGACAUCGCCUGCCUGAUCCCCAUGGGUAUCGACCAGGAUCCGUACUUCCGGCUGCUGCGCGACAACUCCCACCGCAUGGCGUUCCCGUCGCCGAAGCCCGCGCUUAUUCACUCGAAGUUCCUGACUGCGCUACAGGGCGCUGGCGGAAAGAUGUCGUCGUCAAAUCCCAACUCGGCUAUUUUCAUGGACGAUACGGCGAAGCAGAUCAAGACCAAGAUCAACAAAUACGCCUUCAGCGGCGGUCAAGUCAGCGUCGAAGACCACCGCCGUCUCGGCGGAAACCCGGACGUCGACGUCUCCUACGUUUACCUGACCUACUUCGAAGAAGACGACGCCAAGCUCGAGGAGAUCUACAAGUCCUACAAGAGCGGCGAGCUGCUCACCGGCGAACUGAAGAAGAUGGCCAUCGAAACCCUGCAGAAAAACGUGCUGGACUUCCAGGAGAAGCGCAAGUUGUCCACGGACGAGGUCCUGAACGAGUUCAUGCGCCCCCGCAAGCUGGAAUGGAAGGGUAACCCGAACCCGAUCCCCAGACCUCCCAAGGAGUCAUCUAAGGGGUCGAAGAAGGAGAAGAAGGAGGCCGCGAAGGAGUCUAAAUAG